Molecule: messenger RNA, 1492 nt
Organism: Helianthus annuus (common sunflower)
Lineage: Eukaryota; Viridiplantae; Streptophyta; Magnoliopsida; Asterales; Asteraceae
Product: probable leucine-rich repeat receptor-like protein kinase At1g35710
Exons: 11
Coding region: 197-1189 (330 amino acids)
Molecular function (GO): protein binding
Source: RefSeq, a predicted model, not a curated record
CCACCGACGGACAAUAUGAUAUGAGGCCAAACUCACGCGUUUUCUCACUACUGAAAAUCUAUCCCUUUCACUCUCAGAUCUCACUCGAUCUUUGAUCGCAUCCAAGGCAUCCCACUCUACUUGAUUGACAUACAUACACAUAUAUAUGUAUUGAUAACACCUACAAAUCAGAGUUUGAUCAUUCCAAAACCAAGCAAUGCUCCGUCUUCGAGUAUCUUCAGGGUUUUCAUUGGUUGUACUGCUACUUUGCCUUCUCAAUGUUGCUGUGCACUCUAAAACCCUCAAAAGAGACGUGAAAGCUCUAAAUGAAAUAAAAGCUUCUCUUGGAUGGAGGGUGGUGUAUGCAUGGGUCGGAGAUGAUCCAUGUGGAGACGGUGAUUUACCAGCUUGGUCUGGUGUCACAUGCUCAACACAAGGUGAUUAUAGAGUAGUUACGGAACUGGAAGUAUAUGCGGUGUCAAUUGUUGGGCCUUUUCCGACCGCUGUAACCAAUCUACUGGAUCUUACUAGGCUGGAUCUCCAUAACAAUAAGUUGACCGGACCAAUCCCACCUCAAAUCGGGCGUUUAAAGCGGCUUAGAAUACUUAAUUUGAGAUGGAAUAAGCUGCAGGACGUCAUUCCUCCUGAAAUCGGUGAACUGAAGAGAUUAACGCACCUCUACUUGAGUUUUAAUAGCUUCAAAGGGGAAAUACCAAGGGAGCUUGCUAAUCUUCCAGAUCUGCAGUAUCUUCACCUGCACCAAAAUCGGUUCAUUGGACGUAUUCCACCAGAAUUGGGCUCCUUACAAAAGCUUCGCCAUUUGGAUGUUGGUGACAAUCAUUUGGUUGGAACUAUUAGGGAAUUGAUACGUAUAGAAGGAUGUUUUCCAGCUCUGCGAAACCUUUAUCUAAAUAACAACUAUCUGACCGGAGGUAUUCCUGCACAGCUAGCAAACGUCACCAAUCUAGAAAUUUUGCAUUUAUCUUACAACAAAAUGUCUGGAAUAGUGCCACCUGGACUCGCUCGUAUUCCCAAGUUAACUUACUUGUAUUUGGAUCACAAUCAAUUUAGCGGAAGGAUUCCUGAUGCAUUUUACAAACAUCCUUAUUUGAAAGAAUUGUAUAUUGAAGGAAAUGCAUUUAAACCGGGUGUGAACCCGAUUGGUAUUCAUAAAGUACUUGAACUCGCGGAUUCAGAUAUGCUGUUUUAGGCGGCUCAUUACUUGAAUUAUGUGUAGUGAAUGCUUUGCUACUAUACGUCAUCACAUAAACAACCGUUAUUCGUGACUCUCGGUGAUGAUUACAAGAUUUUCGAAGUCAUGUUCUUGUAAUAUUUUGUAGCUCAGCAAAAAAAAAAAAAAAAAAAAAAAAAAAAAAAAAAAAAAAUACUUGAGGAACUUGUCAACUUUUAAAGGAAUUUAAUUGUAUAGGACAUUGCUUUAAUGGCUUUUCUAGUUGUAAGGAUUCUAUCACUGCGUUAUAAUUUAUACCUCAAUAUUUAAGUCUUUUGAAUC